Phialemonium atrogriseum is the source of this 882-nucleotide messenger RNA. RefSeq lists its product as uncharacterized. The transcript is spliced from 5 exons. The coding region runs from base 1 to 882 and encodes 293 amino acids. The record is from RefSeq and is a predicted model, not a curated record. NCBI's taxonomy places the organism in Eukaryota, Fungi, Ascomycota, Sordariomycetes, Cephalothecales, Cephalothecaceae.
AUGCCGCCGAAGGAGCCAACACCAGGCGGCUUUCAGUUCGUCCACAUAUCCCACCCUGACAAUGCCCCUGCCUGGAAGAAGAAGGUUCGCUCUCAUGCAGCACGCAACUCUCAGGCUCGGCAAAAGAGAGUGGCCGACCACCAGUCGGUGUUGUCGGCGGAGCACCCACCAAGAGAUGAAUUACUAGCGUUGACGCCCGCUGCGAGCCCCCUGAGCCCUCACAUCGUAGCCAUUGCCAGUCCGCAGUCUGUUCUCGGUGCUGCCAGGACGGACCCGUUCGACAGCUUUGCGCGGCGACUCUCCCCGCUUGAAGGAUUCCUCCUCGAUCACUUCGUCAAAUAUGUCAUCCUGUCCUCUUCGUUGGCUUGUUUCCCCAUCCAAGCCAAUAUCGAGAAACAGGUUAUUCGAGACGGCAUGGCCAAGUCCUGGAUGCAGAUGGCAGCCACCGACGCCGGCGUCCUUGCGGGCGUUCUCCUCGUUGCAAGUCGUCAUCUAUCCACGCUGAAUCAUGCAGAGAUAUACGCCAACCAGGCGUUGAAGUACAAGACCGAGUGCAUCCGUAUGUUGAACCUCGCCUUGACUUUAGAGGGCCAGUCGGUCAGCGAUGCGACGAUUCUCAAGACCCUCGCUCUUGCAUCUGACGCUCGUGGUCUCAGGUGCUCCCGAUUCCCCGGCAGUUCCAAAUUCCCCCGAAUCACUUCAAUCGGUCUCACAAUCAGCCGCUUCAACUCGGAGUUCGGGAACGUUAUCAUUCUCGUCCACUUUCGAACCCACAGCGACGAGGCCAUCUUCGACGACAUCUCCACAAUCUUCGCAUAUCUCUUCCCUUCGAUCAAAGACCUGUCGUCCAACCAGGAUCUUCGACUGAGAGUGAAUGGAUGA